This is a messenger RNA of Doryrhamphus excisus (bluestripe pipefish), 2147 nucleotides long. The record is from RefSeq and is a predicted model, not a curated record. NCBI's taxonomy places the organism in Eukaryota, Metazoa, Chordata, Actinopteri, Syngnathiformes, Syngnathidae.
UACAGUUCAAUUUAUAAUUAAUUUGUAAUUAUAACAAUUAUUUUUAGUAUUAGUUGAAAAAUAUUCUACCACUAGAUGGAGUCUGUAUUCAUUCAUUUUCUACCGCUUAUCCUCACCAGGGUCGUGGGGGGUGCUGGAGCCUAUCCCAGCUGUCUUCGGGCGAGAGGCGGGGUACACCCUGGACUGGUGGCCAGCCAAUCACAGGGCACAUAUAGACAAACAACCAUUCACACUCACAUUCAUACCUAUGGACAAUUUGGAGUCGCCAAUUAACCUAGCAUGUUUUUGGAAUGUGGGAGGAAACCGGAGUACUCAGAGAAAACCCACGCGUGCACGGGGAGAACAUGCAAGCCGAGGGUGGAAUUGAACUUGGGUCUCCUAGUUGUGAGGUCUGCGCGCUAACCACUAGACCACCGUGCAGUCGAGUCUGUAUUCCACCAGUAGUAUUCACACUGCAGUUUAAGGGGCACCUGUUAUGCUUUUUCCACUUUCUGAGCUAUAAAUGUAUAAACGAUAAUGAAGUCUGCGCAUAUGGAAGUGAGCCUUGAAAGAAAUUUUGGAUAGCUCUGCAUGCUCGCACACUGUGGGACACACUCAGGAAGUCUUGGGUGUGUGACCAAUCACAGCAGAGUGGGCGUGCCGUGGGUGGAAUAACUAAAACAGACCGUUUGGCUGCUGGGAAGCAGGAAAUCCAUGGAAACACUGCAAAAUGAGGUGCAGAAUCUGGACGAUCUAGAAAGCUUUCUGUGCAGGUUAUUGUACUGUACAUUGUUGCUCUAUGGGAGUCCACAACUCAACACAAAGGGCUGCAAAUGAGCAUAAUAAGUCCUUUUUAAAAAAAAUACUGUAUGUCAAAUAAAUGUGAAAUGAAACAAGAAAGAGGUUACGGAGUGAGAAAAGAGGAUUUCCUGUGGUGUGUGUUAAGAAGUAUUUUCACUUCCCUUCUUUUCAGGAAUAAAAGAUGUUUCCCAUCAAGUCUCACCAGUAUGACAAAGAAAAGCCACAAUGAUCUCCUUUCUUGUUCUAGCAGUGCUUAUAUCCCUCGUGGCUCCUUCUUUUAGCUCUCCCAGUGCACUACUGGAGGUGAUAUCAGGACAUUCCAGGGUCUUCACCAGCGAACGUGUCCAGCUCAGAUGCAGCAUCGUGGACGGCCACAAGUCCACUUGGAAUUACUUAUGGUUCAAGGACUCCAAGCUGUUACCGCAAAAUAGUAAUACGUUGACGCUGAAAGGCAACAUCGAUGACAGCGGAGCACUUCAAUGCCAAGGAGUCAGGGACACCGCAGUGGGAAACAUAUAUAGCAACAAAAGCCUGCCUGUCGACAUCAAUGUGGACGGAGGUUGGGCCAUUCUAGAAGGCCCACUGCGUCCCACCCUGGUCGGGGAGGCCUUAAACAUGACAUGUCGCGUCCGGGGCCGCCCCCGAAUUCAUGAGGUGACUUUAUACAAAGAUGGUGUGGAGGUCAUGACACAAAAUGACAACAGCCCACAUUUGUACCUGCCCCACUUAAAACUGGAGGACCAAGGACUGUACUCCUGCAGGGCGUCUUGGGAUGUCAACCGACAAACAAGUUCUGGGAUAUCAGCCGACAUUCAAGUCCAGGUUUUAGAGCUUCUGACGCAACCGGUUUUGGAGGUAGUUGCAGGUGAUAACUUACUUCGGGUGGAUCUCAUAAAGCUCAUCUGCAGUCUGCAGUACAACGCCCGUGCACCGGCGCCUCCUAUUCACUACUACUUCUAUAAGGAUAAGCGCCAAAUGGGGACGGCCACCUCUGAAAACUUUACCCUGGUCAAACGGACCCCUGGUCUGUACAGCUGCAAGGCUAAGGUGCCGAAUUUGGGUCUCUCCAAGUGGAGUGAAGGGGAAACAUUUGAAGAGUGACAAGGGCAUAAAGAUAAAUAUGAGUAUUGGUAGCGUUUUAGGGUGUACUCGCAAUGGUGUACUCGCAUCUGUGCGCUAAUGGCCUGCACUCGUGCUGCUCCACAGCAUUCACUUUAUGAUACAACGCUGUAUUACUGCAACUUUGUCAUUCUAUUUACGUCUAUUGUGCAGAUUGGUGGUUAUCAAUAAUAAAUUAUUGAAUUACUAUUGCAAGCUGCUUGCAUGCUCUUUCCUGUUACUUCAAUUGUAAGAUUCACUACACGGAA